Molecule: messenger RNA, 663 nt
Organism: Copidosoma floridanum
Lineage: Eukaryota; Metazoa; Arthropoda; Insecta; Hymenoptera; Encyrtidae
Biological process (GO): sensory perception of taste; chemosensory behavior; male courtship behavior
Cellular component (GO): neuronal cell body; axon; dendrite
Source: RefSeq, a predicted model, not a curated record
ACUAAAAGUUUAUUUUAUUACUUUAAAUUUUUUGCUAUCGCACCUUUGAGUUUUAAUAUCAAAACAGCAACGAAAAACAACAAUAACAUUCCGUCUCAACUGUUUACCUCUUGUAAAUACAGUGUCGUUUAUAAUAUAAUAUUGAAGCUGGCAAUCGAUCGAUUGUCAUUGAUGCGAUACGAGACCACGAAAAUUGACCGGCUGGAACAGUUGCACAAACUGUACUCGCUCCUGAGCGAACUUUCGCGCGAUUUGUCGGAUUUCUACUCGUACCCUAUGUUUCUGGCCUCGAUAAAUAUUUUUGUAGCCUUGAUUUUUCCAGCUUAUACACUAGCAAAACCAAUUGUUUUGGGAAAAAGUGAUCUUUCGAAGUUGAUGUUUACUCAUGUACUUUUCUACUGGUCACUUUGUGCUGUUACUGUGGUUUUUCUAACUACUGCUGUCAGUGCUGUUGUGCAGGAGAGUAAAAAAAGUGGACAGAUACUCAAUAAUUAUUUGCUGAGAGUUGAGGAUGAAAAAUUUGCUGCUAAGGUCAUCCAGUUUUCUCAUUACCUAUCGCAUACAACUAUCAAGUUUUUUGUCUUUGAUUUAUUUUCAUUGGGCCAAUCUUUAUUGCUGUCUAUUGCUCAAUCUAUAGCCACAUAUUUAGUGAUACUUUUUCAA